AUGAAAGAAUUCUUUAAUUCUGAGCCAUCAUUUGACAAAUGCUGUGAAAAAGUGAAGUACUUCAAAAAAUAUUUAACCAUGAUCUCUUGCUUGGUGACAAAUGAAUAUUUCUUUGUUGGCCGAAUAUGCCAGAAUGAUGUUAUACGCAACUUAAAAGAACUGGGAAAUUCUUACAUCGCUGAUAUACUUAACUACUUAGUACGGAAGCAUCGCAAAGAAAAUGACAGGAUCUGCGAGGUGUUCGUGGAGGUGACCAGGCGGGCGGAGCAGGUCCCCCGGUCGACGGAGGAGCUCAUGGCCACGGGGGAGUACAUGGAGCACGCCAGCACGACCCUCCUGGACGAGUUGGCCGAGGCCAUCGACGGGCAGCUCCGGGCGUCGGCCGCCCUCUUCGACUUCACCGUCCUCUCCGCCCGACACGUCGACCAGAACACCAGGGUGGUCCGCUGGCUGCGGGACAUCCGGCCGGUCUUCAGGGACAGUGCCUCGCAUUUUGAGGAGUACAAGCGUGAGUUUGAGAGCAAGCUGGCGGAGAAAACGGAGCAGUUGAACAAGCAGCUGGAUGAUCUGGGCCCACGCCUAGUCGUGCUGGAUCGCAUGGACGAAGCGGACAACGUGGCGGAGUAUGUCCAGCAUGUGAUGAAACUGCUAAGGAAAAUGGGCAGAUUUGACGAGCAAGUGGCAUGGAUCAACAAGGAAGAGGCAUUGUUCAAGUUCCCGCUCUCAACGUACCCGGAGCUAGAUGAACUGAAGAAUAUAAUUUUUCCAUUCUCUAGACUAAUUUUUCAAAUUCAUAGAUGGAGAAGAUUGUACAGAGUUUGGAUGGAUGGAGCUUUCGACAAGCUAAGUGCAAAAGAGAUAGAAGAAAAAGUUGAUGGGUUUUACAGGGAAAUAUCGAAGAUGCAGAAGACAUACCGUACCAAGAUCCGCGCCCAGAUGGUGGAGAACAAUCCCAGGCGGUUCAAAGGAAACUUGGACGAUGCGGACUACGAUAACUUGCCGGCUCCAAUCAAGUUGGCCACAAAAGCCUUGCAGCACAUUCGGGAGUUCCGGCAACAUCUCAGAUUCAUCUCCAUUUUGUGCAACCCAGCCCUAACCCAACGACACUGGAAUGAAAUGUCCCAAUUGGUUGGUUUUGACCUUACUCCUGAUGCUGGUACAACACUCAGAAAGAUGAUUGAAAAGAAUUUGGAACACAUUCUUGAACAGUUCGAUGUGAUCAGCAUUAGUGCAGACAAGGAAAAACAUUUGCAAGAAAACUUGUCGAAAAUGUUUACAGAAUGGGAUGAUGUAAAAUUUACCACUGGUACUUACAGGGAAACCAGCAUACCAAUUUUGACUGAUUUGGAUGGCGUUCAAGCUGUGUUGGACAACCACCUCAUUAAAACUCUGACCAUGCGAGGAUCUGCCUUUGUAAAGCCAUUUGAAGCUGAGAUCAAAGAGUGGUAUGAAAAGCUCGUCAGCAUCAGCGAGACGAUCGAAGAGUGGGCGAAGGUGCAAGCUCAGUGGCUCUAUCUCUUGCCGGUAUUUUCAUCCGAGGACAUCGUCGCACAGAUGCCAUCUGAGGCGACUCUUUUUCAGGAGGUGGACGGAGCCUACAGGAAAAUAGUGCAUUCCGUGCACAAGGAACCAAGGGUCCUUCUGACGGCUGCCGCGGAAGGGAUACUGCAGCUGCUUGAAGAAUGCAUGCGGAAGCUGGAGACCAUAAAUGAUGGUGUGGACACCUACCUGGAAAACAAGAGACUAUUCUUCCCCAGGUUCUUCUUCUUGUCGAACGACGAGCUCUUGGAGAUCCUGUCCGAGACGAAGGACCCGCUCAGGGUGCAGCCCCACCUCAAGAAGUGCUUCGAGGGCAUCAGCAAGCUGGGGUUUGACGAUCAGCUCGACAUAUACUCCAUGUUCAGCUCGGAGGGCGAGGAGGUGACCCUGGUCAGCAACAUAUCCACCGCGGAGGCCCGCGGGAGCGUCGAGAAGUGGCUCGUGCAGGUCGAAGAGCUCAUGCGGUCGACCUUGCGCCGUGAGAUGGAGCGCGGCAGUGUGGACUAUCGCAGCACGCCUCGCGUGCAGUGGACGAUGCGCUGGCCCGGGCAGGUGGUGCUGUGCGUGUCCAUGAUGUACUGGACGGCCGAUGUCCACGGCAUCCUGUCGGGCCAGGAGGCGGUGACCCGGCUCGGGAGCUACCAUUCCCAGCUGGAGCACCAGCUGAGCGAGACGGUGGCGCUGACGAGGGGCCACCUGAGCGCUCAGGCGCGCAUCACGCUGGGAGCGCUGGUAGUCCUGAACGUGCACGCCAAGGACAUAGUUCAGGAGCUGCACGGCGAGGGCGUCAGCACGGCCGCCGACUUCAAGUGGCUGGCCCAGCUCAGGUACUACUGGGAGGACGGCGUGACGGCGCGGAUCAUCAACGCGACGGUGCCGUACUUCUACGAGUACCUGGGCAGCUCGCCGCGGCUGGUCGUCACGCCUCUCACGGACCGCUGCUACCGCACGCUCGUCACCGCCUACCACCUGCGCCUGAGCGGGGCGCCCGAGGGCCCCGCGGGCACCGGCAAGACGGAGACCACCAAGGACCUGGCCAAGGCCGUCGCAGUGCAGUGCGUCGUGUUCAACUGCUCGGACGGGCUCGACUGCAAGGCCAUGGGCAAGUUCUUCAAGGGCCUGGCCUCGUCCGGGGCGUGGUCCUGCUUCGACGAGCUCAACCGCAUGGACGUGGAGGUGCUGUCGGUGGUCGCGCAGCAGAUCCUGUGCGUCACGCGGGCCGUGCGGGCCGGCGCCAAGACGCUCGUGUUCGAAGGCACGGAGCUGGCGCUGAACCCGGCCUGCUACGUCUGCGUCACCACGAACCCGGGCUACGCCGGCCGCUCCGAGCUGCCCGACAACCUCAAGGUGCUGUUCCGACCAGUGGCAAUGAUGGUUCCUGAUUUUGCUAUGAUCUGUGAUAUCUCUCUUUAUUCCUAUGGUUUUGUGGAUGCCAGAAAUCUCUCUGUCAAAAUUGUGUCUACGUACAGGCUGUGCUCAGAGCAACUGUCUUCACAGAGCCACUAUGACUACGGCAUGAGAGCCGUGAAGACGGUGCUGGCAGCCGCCGGCAACAUGAGGCUCAAGUUCCCGGACGAGAAGGAGGACAUCCUCCUGCUGCGCUCCAUCGUGGACGUGAACCUGCCCAAGUUCCUCAGCCGCGACGUCCCACUCUUCGAGGGAAUCAUCUCCGACCUGUUCCCUGGCACCAAGCUGCCCACAGUCGCACACGAUACAUUCCUGGAUAUCUUGUUGAAGACAUGCGAAAAACUGAACAUUCAACCCACAGAAGCAUUCAAAGUGAAAGUGAUCCAAAUGUAUGAAAUGAUGUUCAUCCGACACAGUAUCAUGUUGGUCGGGUUGCCAUUUGCAGGAAAAUCUACUGCAUUCAAGGUUUUAGCAGCCACUCUGACAGAGAUGCAUGAGAAUGGCCACAAUGAAGAGCCGGUAGAAUACGAAGUAAUCAACCCAAAGUCUGUCACUAUGGCUCAGUUGUACGGCCAGUUUGACCCUGUUUCGCACAAGUGGACUGAUGGUGUUGUAGUUUCAGCUUUCAGGCGGUUCGCGGGAGCAACGGACGGGGGCCGCAAGUGGGCGGUGUUUGACGGGCCGGUGGACGCGGUCUGGGUCGAGAACAUGAACACCGUGCUGGACGACAACAGGAAGCUGUGCCUCAACUCGGGGGAGAUCAUCGCGCUCACCCCGGCCAUGUCCGUGGUAUUCGAAGUCAUGGACCUGCUGCAGGCAUCUCCGGCCACGGUGUCUCGCUGUGGCAUGAUCCACUUUGAGCCGGAGCUGCUGGGCUGGAAGCCGUUCGUGACGUCCUGGGUCUCCCAGCUGGACCCGUCGUGGCUGGACGAGUGCCAGGGCUUGUUCGAGGACUUGUUCGACUGGCUGGUCCCGCCCAGCCUGGAGUUCAUCCGGAAGCAAUGCCACCAGCUCGUGUCCGCCGGCAGCGCCAACCUCGUCAGGUCGACGAUGCUGAUGGUGGACAUGCUGCUGAAGGGUGCGGCCGAGGAGAAUGGUGCUGGGUCGAAGCACUUGCGCUCCUGGGUGCAGGCUGCGUUCAUGUUCGCCGGCGUGUGGGGACUCGGGGGCACGUUGGACGCCGACAGUCGUCAAGCUUUCGACGAGUUCUACAGAGACAUUUGGAAAGGAAACAUCCCAGACUGCCCAGUGCCGGAGAGCUUGGACAAGGUGGAUGUACCUCUGCCUUCAGAAGGCCUGAUUCAUGACUACUUUUACAUUUUCAAGCAGAAAGGGAUCUGGAAGUACUGGCCUGAGGUGCUCAAAUCCACAGACAUCAAGGAAACAGCGAACAUCCAGGAGACCAUCAUACCGACCAUCGAUACUUUGAAGUACCAUUACUUAAUGGACCUGCACUUGAAACACCGCCACCCCAUGUUGCUUGCUGGCGACACUGGCACGGGCAAGAGCUUCUGCGUCCGGAACAAGAUGAUGCGAGGGAUGUCGCUGCGAGCGUACCUGCCGGCGUUCGCCACUCUUACCGUGCGGACAACGGCCAGUCAGCUGCAGGAGCUGAUUCUAUCCAAACUGCACAAGCACAAGAAAGGCACGUAUGGUCCAGCAAACAACUUGAAGUGUGUGAUGUUCCUGGAUGACCUCAACAUGCCGGCCAAAGAGGCGUACGGUGCACAACCUCCAUUGGAACUGCUCAGACAGCUGCUUGAUUAUGGCCAUUGGUAUGACCUCAAGGACAUGUCGAAGAUUCUCCUGUUUGACGUGAUGUUCGUGGCCGCGAUGGGGCUGUCCGGAGGCAGCCGGCAAGAGAUCUGCAAGCGGUUCCUCUCCCGCUUCAACGUGUACUCCAUCACUCCGUUCUCUGACGAGAGCAUGAGCCGCAUCUUCACCAAUCUUCUGCUCAUUGCUCUUAAGAGAAAUGGUUUCGCUACGGAUGUGAUGCCUUCCAUCAUUUCGAUCGUGCAAGCGACACUGGAGUUCUACCACUCGGUCGUGGAGAACCUACGACCUACACCCGCCAAGUCUCAUUACUUCUUUAACCUGAGGGACUUUGGACGCGUUGUUCAGGGCUGUUCACUCGUCAAGAAAGAUUCUGUUGACAACAAGAAGGUCUUCAUCAAACUCUGGAUCCACGAAGUACUGAGAGUGUUCUACGAUCGUCUGAUCGACAACGCUGAUCGUGUGUGGUUGUACGGGCAGCUUGAGACUUGUGUUCAGGAGCAUUUCAAGGAAAGUUUCGACACCUCUCUGGACAGUCUGCCGCAAGUAAAUGGAAAGAUAUCUGAAGAGUCACUGCAGAGCCUGUUUUUCGGAACCUACAUGGAUGUUGAGGCGUUCGACGAGGAAAAGAAGUAUGAGGAAGUCUUGGACAUUGAAGAAUUUCACAUCUUUGUGUCUGAAGCUUUGGACAAAUACAAUGCAGCAUCAACAAUCAAAAUGGACAUAGUACUGUUUAGGUACGCCCUGGAACACCUGUCGCGCAUAUGCCGGAUCCUGGCGAUGCCGUGCGGCAGCGGCCUGCUGGUGGGGGUGGGCGGCUCUGGCAGGCAGUCGCUGACGAGGCUGGCGACCGCCAUCACCGGCUUCCGGUUCUUCCAGCCUGACAUCUCCAGGACUUACGGGGCUAAUGACUGGCGCGAUGACCUGAAGAAAGUGCUGAAGCAGAGCGGAGGGGAGAACCGCGACACCACCUUCCUGUUGACGGAGAACCAGUUGAGGGAAGAGCUGUUCCUACAGGACGUCGACUCGCUGCUCAACACCGGAGAGGUGCCCAACCUGUUCUCCAUCGAUGAGCAGCAGCAGAUAUUUGAUAUGGUCAGGCUCGCAGCCCAGGGCGGCAACAGGAACCUGGACAUAUCCGCCCUCGAAGUCUACACGUUCUUCGUGAACCGCUGCAGGGAGAAGCUGCACAUCAUCCUGUGCUUAAGCCCCAUUGGUGCGUCCUUCCGCCAGCGGCUGCGUCUCUACCCCUCGCUCGUCAACUGCUGCACUAUUGACUGGUACCAGGUUUGGCCCGAAGAUGCACUAGAAAGAGUGGCCCAGAAGUAUAUACACGAUGUUGAUGUGCCGGAGGAUGUGAAAAAGUUGGCCAUCACAGCCUGCAAGUACUUCCACGUGACCUCCAGGGAGUUGUCCGACAAGUUCUACUCCGCCACCGGGAGGAGGACGUACGUCACUUCUGCGGCCUACCUGGAGAUGGUCCGCUCUUACUCCAGGAUCAUGAGGCUGAAGCAAGAGGAGAUAUCUCAGGCUGAGCAGAGAUAUGCUGGAGGACUGGAGAGGCUCCUUUUUGCUGAGAAACAGGUGACGGAGAUGCAGAAGCGCCUGUCGGACAUGAAGCCGGAGCUGGAGUCGCAAGCCAGGAGGACGACGGAGAUGAUGGUGAACAUCGAGAGGGAGACGGCCAACGUGCAGAGGGCCUCGGCGGUGGUGCGCGAGGAGGAGAAGAGGGCCAAGGUGGAGGCGGAUGCCGCAGACGUGCUGCAGAAGGAUUGCGAGGCGGAGCUGGCGGCGGCCGUCCCUAUUCUGCAGGAUGCUAUUUCUGCUCUGAACACGCUGACGCCAGCAGACAUCACUCUGGUGAAAUCCAUGAAGAGCCCUCCAGAAGCAGUUAAGAUGGUGAUGGCAGCCGUUUGUGUCCUGAAAGACAUCAAGUCAGACAGAAUAACCGACCCAGCAACUGGUAGAAAGGUACUGGACUACUGGGGGCCGAGCAAGAGGGUGCUGGGAGACAUGGGGUUCCUCCAGUCGCUGAAAGACUACGCCAAGGACGAGAUCCCGCCCGUCAUCAUGAACAGGAUACGCACGGAGUACCUGCCGAACAAGCUGUUCCGACCCGAGAUCGUGGCGAAGGCGUCCAGCGCUGCAGAGGGCCUGUGCAAGUGGGUCAUCGCGAUGGACAAGUACGACAAGGCUGCCAAGGACGUGGCGCCCAAGAGGGAGAAGCUGGUGCUGGCGGAGGAGAAGCACCGGGCCACCAUGGAGCUGCUGGGGGAGAAGAAGGCCGAGCUGGCGCGCCUCGAGACCGACCUGGGGGCUGCAGGCCGAGCUGGGCAGGGCCGUCGCCACGAAGCGCUCCCUGGAGGAGGACAUGGAGCUGUGCCGGAAGCAGCUCACCGUCGCCGAGAAGCUCAUAGGAACGAGUGCGUGGAGGACUGGCAGAAGUACGUGGUCUCCUUGCGGAUCCCCAGCUCGGACCGGUUCAGCUUCGCCGGGGUGCUGGGCUCCGAGAUCAAGAUCCAGAGUUGGAACAUAUUCGGGCUCCCCAGGGACGACUUCUCCACCGACAACGCGAUCAUUGUCGACUUAUCUCACAGGUGGUCGCUGAUGCUGGACCCCCAGGGCCAGGCCAACAAGUGGAUCAGGAGCAUGGAGGAGCAGCGGAACCUGGCCGUCGUCAAGUUCUCAGACGCCGACUACAUGCAGGUGAUAGAGAAGGCGUUGGAGGCGGGCCAGCCGGUGCUCAUGGAGAACGUGGGCGAGGAACUGGAGACUGCGCUGGACCCUCUGCUCGCCAAGCAGAUAUUCCAGCAAGGCAGCAAGUUCUACAUCAACCUGGGGGACAGCAUCCGGGACUACGACCCUCGGUUCCGGCUCUACAUGACCUCGAAGCUGCGCAACCCUCACCUGCUGCCGGAGGUGUUCAACAGGGUGACGGUGGUCGACUUCUCCCUGACGACAGCCGGGCUGGAGGACCAGCUGCUGGGCAUCGUGGUGGCCAAGGAGAGGCCAAAUCUAGAAGAAAUGCGACGAGACAUGGUUGUUCAGAGUGCUGCGGACGAGAAUACCCUGAAAGAAGUUGAGGACAACAUCCUAGGAACUUUGGCCACUGCAGAAACCAACAUCCUCGAAGAUGAGCAUGCCAUUGAAGUUCUAGACUAUUCUAAGGUUUUGUCUGAAGACAUUCAAAGAAGGCAAGACGCAGCAAGGAAAACCAAAGAGCACAUUGAGGCCUUCCGGCAGAGGUAUCGCUUGCUCGCCCGCCACUCGUCCGUGCUGUUCUACUGCAUCACCGACCUGCCCAAUGUGAACCCCAUGUACCAGUACUCGCUGCCGUGGUUCAUCAACCUCUACGUCACGUCGAUUGAGACGAGUAAGAAGUCCAAGUUCUUGCAGAAACGUUUGGAGUACUUGAACGAAACAUUCACCCUGAACCUUUACAGCAACGUGUGCCGCUCGCUGUUCGAGAAGGACAAGUUGAUGUUCUCCUUCAUCCUCUGCAGCAACAUCGAAAUGCAUGAAGGGAGGGUGGCCAGAGAAGAGUUUGACUUCUUCCUGACUGGUGGAGCAGCCGUUGAUAACAGCAGACCCAACCCUGAUCCCUCGUGGCUCAGUGAUAAGACGUGGAAUGAUGUAUGCCACGUCACAGAUUUGCCAGCAUUUUCAGAGUUUGCGAGCAGCUUGGAGCAGCGCCAGCUAGAGUGGAAGGUCUGGUGCGACCUGCUGGAGCCCCAGGAGGCAUCGCUUCCUGCCCCGUGGCAAGAACAGCUGUCCAGCUUCCAGAGACUCUUGCUGGUCUGCACCCUGCGACCCGAUAAGCUCAUAAUGUCAGUGAGGAAAUAUGUGGAAGAAAACAUGGGAGUGAGCUUCAUCACGCCACCGCCGUUCAACAUUCAGCAGUCGUACCAGGACUCCAACUGUCUGUCUCCCCUGAUCUUCAUGCUGUCUCCUGGCAGCGACCCUAUGUCCGCCCUGACCAGCUUCGCAGAAAGGAUGGGCGUUGUCGGCAAGUUCCAGUCCGUAUCUCUCGGCCAGAGACAGGGCCCUGUAGCGAGGGCCGUGAUGGCGGAGGCCCGGCAGUCGAGCGGCUGGGUGUGCCUGCAGAACUGCCACCUGGCCGAGUCCUGGAUGCCGGAGCUGGAGCAACUGUGGGACGCCCAGAACCAUGGGAACACCAGCCCGCUGUACCGGCUGUGGCUCACCAGCUACCCCAGCGACAAGUUCCCAGUUUCACUGCUACAGAACGGAGUGAAGAUGACGAAUGAACCUCCAACUGGUUUGAAGCAGAAACUCCUGCGUUUGUACCAGUCGGAGCCGAUCAAGGACCCUGAAUUCUACAAGAGCUGUCCUGGAAAAGACAGCACUUUUGUCAGGCUGUUGUAUGGGAUAUGCUUCUUCCAUUCAGUCAUCCAAGAACGGAGAAAGUUUGGCCCUAUUGGCUGGAAUAUCCCCUAUGAGUUUAAUGAGUCAGACUUGCACAUUUCAAUCAAGCAACUACAGAUGUUUGUGAACGAGUUCACGGAGGUGCCGUACGAAGCCAUUGCGUACACGAUAGGAGAAUGCAACUACGGGGGGCGCGUCACAGACGACUGGGACCGCCGCACCAUCACAACCAUCCUUUCAAACUUCGUGAGCCCGGACGUUGUGAAUGAUCCUUCGUACCUGUUCUCGCAGCUGGGGAGCAUGUAUGGGCUGCCCCGUAGGACAGAGUACCAAAUUUACAUAAAACACAUUGAGGCAUUGCCAACAAUGACUUCACCAGAAAUUUUUGGCCUGCACAUUAAUGCAGGCAUCAUACGUGAUUUAAGUGAUGCAAAAUCAUUGCUGAGUGCAGUUUUGCUGGUUAACAAUGGCCGCAUUUCGGAAGCAAAGGAUUAUUUACAGAGCGAGAAAUUACUUGCCGAAAUCACAUGCGACAUUCUUGACAAGCUGCCGGGUAACUUCGACGUAGAGGAAGCCAACAAAAGGUACCCCACGCUGUACUCUGAGUCGAUGAACACGGUCCUGGUGCAAGAGAUGGACCGCUUCAACAGGCUGCUGUCGACCAUUCGCACGUCCCUGGAAACACUGAAGCGUGCCAUCGCCGGCCUGGUGGUGAUGACCCCGGAUCUGGAGGCCAUGACCACUGCGCUGCUCAUCAACAGAGUCCCUGAGGCGUGGCAACACGUCAGCUACCCGAGCCUCAAGCCCCUGGCCAGCUACGUGCAAGACUUCCUGCAGCGACUCAAGUUCCUGCAGAAGUGGUACGACGAGGGCAAGCCAGCGACCUUCUGGCUGUCGGGCUUCUUCUCCGCGCAAGCCUUCCUGACGGGAGCGAUGCAGAACUACGCUCGCAAGUACGAGACAGCCAUCGACCUGCUCACCUACGACUACGAUGUGCUCUCUGAAGACGACGAGGCCCGGGCUCCUGACGACGGAGUCCUGGUGCACGGGCUGUUCCUGGACGGUGCUCGCUGGGACAGGUCCACGAAGCAGCUGGCCGAGCAGAGGCCCAAAGUGCUGGUGGACGGGAUGCCGCUUGUGUGGUUCAAGCCGUGCCGGCGAGCGGCCCUCCGGCGGAGCGCGCGCUACGCGUGUCCCCUGUACAGGACGUCCGAGCGCAAGGGGGUGCUCUCGACGACGGGCCACUCCACCAACCACGUGCUGCCGGUCCUGCUGGGCACGGACCUGCCCGCCAGCCACUGGGUCCAGAGGGGCGUCGCGCUCCUGUGCCAGCUCGACGACUGAGCCUUGUCCCGGUCCUGUGCGUUCCCACACACGUGGAGACCACUGGGUGUACAAUAAAUAAAGUACUAAAUUUCGUAUUUGGUGACAAUUGACAUUAGUAGUAGGGCUGGGCCGAUGCCGAUCACCGAUCACAAUAAUCGGCCGAUUUUAACACAUCGGCAUCUGUACCGAUUUGCAAAUUAUUUACAGAUCACCAAACGCCGAUCAUUACAUACUAAAUCAAAAUAUGUAGUAAUGUAAAACAACUGUAACACUAGGUUUUUAAGCGUAACUAUGUGACAUAUCACAUAUCUUUUGUGCUUUUACAUGCUGCAAGAUCUGCACUGCAUUAUUUAGACAAAAACUUAUUAUUUAUUUUGAAACUAACUUGCAAAGAGUUGUCAAGUGUUAAUGUUUUGUGUGCAUUGGUUAACAAAGUAAAUCUUAAUAUCAACACAUGAUAUACUGUUUAUUUUCAAAACAAUUCAUCAAGAAUUACCAUGUGUGUCACUGAAUUUGUGUAUUGCAUAUUUGUUGCACUCUUAGUAUUGCAGUAGCAUUUAGUUAUUUAUUUGGAAAAUCUUUUGUAGAUAUUAUAAAGCACUUAUUUUCAAGACCUGUGAAAAGUGUUGUAUGGGUACUUUGGUUUGUGGGGUGGGAAGGUCUAGAAAUAGUAGAAAUAGGAAAUACUUAGCUAACAUUAUAUUAUUGUUCAUUUUUAAAAACCAAUGAACAAAUUAUCUUCUGUCAGAAGUGUUAAAUAAAUGUUAAGUUAUCAUUAGGUAACUUUUUCAUUAAAAUUUUUUUUAGAUUUUUAUUAUUAACAUCAAACAAGCUAUACAAUUCUUAAUUUGUGUGAUCGGAAAUGAUCAGCGCCGGUCAUCGGCGCAAAUGAUCAGUAUCAGAAUGAUCGGCAAAUUUAGUGAUCGGCUCAGCCCUAAUUAGUAGGCCUGUGAAAAUAUUUGAAACUUCAAACAACAAAAAGAAAAAAUUUAAUGUUAUUCAUGUAAGUAUCAACAGUUUAAUUUAAAAUGUGCAUAGUGAACAGCAGAAUGGCUAAAGUUCAGAAGUCGGGAUAAUAUACAUUUGGAAAUCGUUUAUUAAGUUCAAAACCAGUGAACAUUAAGCAGUUUGGAAACACUGCAAUAGAAAUAACUAAAGACCUGAAAUAAUAGCAGUUGCUAUAACUCUUAUAAUAAUGCUAAUUUUUGUAUUUUCUAUUUAUAAUAAUGCUAUUUUUUUUAUUUUCAAAUGUAAAAUGUCAACUUUGGCGUUUUAUAUUGAAAACAUCUACAUAUUUAUAAUGCUUUUGACACAUUUUCAUUUAAUUUUGAUUAAUUCCAUUGUUAUGUUUUACAUCAGUGUUAAAAAUGUACUGUAAUAAAUUAAUUUACAUGAGUUUUA
Molecule: messenger RNA, 11829 nt
Organism: Bacillus rossius redtenbacheri
Lineage: Eukaryota; Metazoa; Arthropoda; Insecta; Phasmatodea; Bacillidae
Product: dynein axonemal heavy chain 7-like
Biological process (GO): microtubule-based movement
Cellular component (GO): dynein complex
Molecular function (GO): dynein light intermediate chain binding; ATP binding; dynein intermediate chain binding
Source: RefSeq, a predicted model, not a curated record